Messenger RNA from Mytilus californianus (California mussel), 2155 nucleotides. RefSeq lists its product as uncharacterized. The transcript is spliced from 5 exons. Lineage: Eukaryota; Metazoa; Mollusca; Bivalvia; Mytilida; Mytilidae. Bases 1 to 1272 code for a protein of 423 amino acids. The record is from RefSeq and is a predicted model, not a curated record.
AUGACAGAAAAUGUGUCUUCUACGUGUUCAGCAUCUUCGUCCAAGAAAAGAAAGUCCAGCAGCUUGUUUGAAGAAUCUGAAAAUUCUUCUAGUCCACAAUCUUAUCCUAAUGUACAUGUAGUUGAAAGUUCUAGUCCUCGAUCGGACUCUUCAGAUCAAACUACAUCGUCAGAAGAUCAGACAAAAAUUACUUCUUCUCCAACGGAAAUUGAUGACUGUACUUCAAAAUGGAACAAAAAUACUUUAAAUAAAAUAGGCAUAGAAUCCGUUACGACAAAAGCUUUUGAUCCAAUGGAUUUAAUUUCAUUUGCUUUCAAUUUGAAAGAUCCAAAAGUUUUGCAACGUGUUGAUCGAUGUAAGAAAGUGAUUGAAAACCAUGAAAUUUUCGGAACUGAACACAAAAGACAUCCAUAUAAUGUUUUGGACAUUGAUGAUAUUGAAAACAUUGAAUCUUCUUCAGCCUUUGAAAUGAUGGCAGUAGAAUACAAAAGUAGAUGGCAUCAUGAUGUUGGUAUAUGGAAUGUACAGCCUCCUGAUAUAAAUGAUAAGCUAGACAUUAGAUUAUUCCAGAAGUUUCGAGUUCAUGGGGAACUCUUUGUCCAGCAGUUGAUAAAUAUGAGUAUGAUUAAGACAACCCAGAACUUGACAGAAGCAAUGUAUCAGAGUUUGUUUCAAGAAUUUGCUGCACAGUUUGGAUUAAUGAGUUUGAGUGUUCCUGUUAUUGGUAAAGCACAGGUUGAUAUAGGAGAUAAAGCUGUUUCAUCUAUACCUGAUAUUGUCUUUCCAGAUAUUACCAAUUCAGACAUACAUCAUUCUAAUUUAAAGAUAUUAGCAGUUUGUGAGGUUAAGAAAGAAUUUAAAGCAAAGGAAGACUUGGUUAUUUCCUUACAGUAUAGUACAAGGUCAGGGAAAAAGAAAGUAAUAGGUAAAGAGCAAGUUAUAUGGCACCUUGAUGAUAGAUUACAGGGUCAGCAUGGAGGAGAGCUAUUAUUGCAUUACCCUUUAUCACAGAAGAAUGGUCUAUUAGGUAUCAUUGUACAGAAGACACAUGUAACAUUUUCCUAUUUCCAAUGUAACACUGUACAGUUUGAAGAAAUAAUGACCGGGAACCAGUGUGUUAACAGUCCUGUUGUGUACUAUAGCAGACCAUAUAAUUACUUAAAGGCUGCAGAUAGAAAAGAAUUAAUAACACCAUUACUUACACUUGGAUUUGUUCAGUUUUCUCCAUGUUGCAUCAGCAGAAAAGAACAGCAGAUAGAGAAUGUAGACUAAGCAGUAUCUACCAUAUUUUAAGUUUGUUUUGAUUGCUUUUAUAUUUUUGUAUAAGUAGCUCAGUUUCUAUAAACAGGGCCAGUUUCAAUUGAUAUUUUCAAAUACCAUAUUUGCAAGAUAUGAUUCGUAUUAAUUUGUUGCUUUUAACCUGCUUCUAUGUUCAUCAAUGCACAUAUAUAGAGUGAUUGAUAACAUUUAGGGUUGACUUGGGUAUAGAAAUAUUGCAAUCCAUUGACUUUUCCCAUCUAGCAGUAAAACCAUUCUUAGAGUAAGGUGUCCUUUUGUGAGUAAACUAAAAUCAUACUUUCAGCUAUUAUUUAUUAAAACCUUUGUUGAAAUAAAGCUUAUAGCUUAGGGCAAUAAAUAUAUUUGUUGUUUAAGGCUUAGGGUUUCCUGACUAACCCUAAUUUUUUUUAUGUUGAUUUUGAUAUUUUGAUGAAUUUUUGUAUUAUUUUUGACAGGAAAAAGAGCAACAUCAGACAUGUAUGAAUUUUAUCUUGCUCCCUAAACAGUAUUUGUUUAUAUAUGUAAAUAUUUAUUUAUUUAUCCACCAUGUUUUACCAAUUUGAGUUAUUUAAAUCUGAUAUGAAAUUAGCUUUCAUAUGAAAUUGUAAUUGUAAAUGGUCUUCACAAAAGAAAUUAAUGUAAGCUGAAAUUCACUUGAUUUUAGCAUUAAUUAAUUUUUUAAUUGUUUCACAUCAACUUAUAUAAAUUUUUUAAGUUCAUCAGUUGUACAUACAGCCUUUUUGACAAAGUAUUUGCACCUAUCCUUCCUUUUAAUCAGGUUUCGAAUAAAUUGUAAGUAAUUGUCUAAUUUCUUGAAAAUAAAAGCAGGGCAAAAAUGUCUAGAAUAACAAGAUUUAUCUUCUUUCCAUCCCUCCUC